Papilio xuthus (Asian swallowtail) is the source of this 1618-nucleotide messenger RNA. RefSeq names its product AH receptor-interacting protein. Lineage: Eukaryota; Metazoa; Arthropoda; Insecta; Lepidoptera; Papilionidae. The coding region runs from base 143 to 1120 and encodes 325 amino acids. Gene Ontology annotation, molecular function: peptidyl-prolyl cis-trans isomerase activity; protein binding. The record is from RefSeq and is a predicted model, not a curated record. The transcript has 6 exons.
GUCAAAUCAAUCUAUGAUUAUUGUUAUCUUAUCAACAAUUUGUGGAAUUAAAAGAAUAAAUUGAAAUACAAGCCAAGCAAAGACUUGUUUUACAUUCUAACGUUAAGAAUGUUAUGUAGACAAUUAUUAAAUUCAAUAUAAAAUGAGUGCGCAAAAGCCUAUCGUUAAAAAUGUACUGCAUGCAGGGCAAAAGUAUAUUCCUAUCGCCGACGGCAGUAAGGCACAUUUCCAUUUUCAAACAUGGAAAUUAGGAAAAGAAAAGAUACUUAUUGACGACAGUAAAAAGAUUGGCAAAAAGGAACCAAUGGUUUUAGUCAUAGGUCAUAAAUUCAAACUAGAAGUAUGGGAAACAAUAGUAAAAUUAAUGGCUGUUGGUGAAGUUGCUAGUUUUCGUGUUAAGAAAGAGCUAGUGUACAGCUACCCGUUUGUAUCAAAGACAUUGAGGGACCUGGGCCAGGAACAGCAACAAAUAAAACACACAUGCACAAUGACAUUGCACACAGAAGGCAUUGGAUAUUCAGACCUAGAUGACUUGAUAAGGAAUCCUUGUGAUUUGGAAUUUAUUAUAGAGUUACUUAAAGUCGAGAGAUCAGAUGAAUAUGAAAAAGAAGUCUGGCAACUUGACAUAAAACAAAGGUUGGAAUUAAUACCCACAUUGAAAGAAAAAGGCAAUAAACUAUAUGCGGAAAAGAAAUUCACAGAAGCAGAAGAUGCAUACAGUCAAGCUAUAGCAAUCUGUGAGCAACUAAUGAUAAGGGAAAGGAAGACUGAUGAAGAAUGGAUAACCUUAAAUAAAAUUAAACUGCCAAUUCUACUUAAUUAUGCACAGGUUAAACUAGUCCAAGAAGAUUUUUAUGCUGUUAUUGAGCAUUGUAAUACUAUUUUGGAAUACGAUAAAGAUAAUGAAAAAGCUUUAUACAGACGUGGCAAAGCUCAUGUUGGAGCAUGGAACCCAGAUAAGGCUGAGGAAGAUUUUAAACAUUUAAAAGCUGUCAACCCCAAUGUUGCAACAAUUGUAGAUACAGAAUUAGAAGUCAUAAAGAAGCUACGGAAAGAAAAAGCAGAACAAGAUAAAGAUGCAUUAAAAAACCUAUUUUUAAAAGAAAAUGAAGGAAUAUAAUAUUUGAUAUUGUUAUUAUAUAGAGCAUAUUUAAUCCAUUAACUGUUUAUGUUUAUAACCUGAAAUGUCCAUGAUUGUAGAAAAACUUUCUUAAUGGAUCCAUGAGAACUAUUGCAUUUGACCAAAUUGACCAUUUAACCAUAUUCAUUGAAAUAUGGUCAUGUUCGAAAAAAGAUUUGUCUAAAAUGAUACGGUUGUGAUUCAUCAUUCUUAUUAUUAUUUAAAUCGAUCAUCAAAACGGUAGAAAGAAACUUGGACUUAUUUAUAUUUUUGUGUGAAAUAGCGUUUAUUGUGUAGUUAUAAGCAGCUAAUCUUUGUUAAAAUCCCAAGCUAAUACUUACCAUAUAAUUUUAUACUUAUUAAUGAAACGCUUACUAAUAUUAACCAAAAGAAAUAUUAAGAUUGAAUGUAAAAUGACCUUUAAUACAGAAUUAUAACUUAAUUUUAGGACUUAAUGUGUUAUAUUGAAAUUGUUUCGUUUCCCUAAUUUUAUGUAUG